Siniperca chuatsi (mandarin fish) is the source of this 6581-nucleotide messenger RNA. RefSeq names its product collagen alpha-4(IV) chain-like. NCBI's taxonomy places the organism in Eukaryota, Metazoa, Chordata, Actinopteri, Centrarchiformes, Sinipercidae. Gene Ontology annotation, cellular component: basement membrane; collagen trimer. Gene Ontology annotation, molecular function: extracellular matrix structural constituent. The record is from RefSeq and is a predicted model, not a curated record. The coding region runs from base 193 to 5217 and encodes 1674 amino acids. The transcript has 48 exons.
UCCUCCCAUCUCAUUCCCACAAACGGUGGCAGUUACUGUUUGGUUUUUACUGUUACAGGGCAGGAGAUUAGUUCGAAUCUUGUCGCAGAUUAUCCUGUUUAGGAUGCACUAAAACGUUCAUGAAGAUGGAGUUUCUUAAUUUGGGGCCAUGAGACCAACACUCACCUGUUAAGUAGCCUGAUGAGAUGAGAGAUGGGAUCUGCAGUUACUGUUACAGUGACUCUGUGCCCCCUCAGGUGGAUCCUUGUCCUGGUCAUCUUGGUGCAGCAGCUCAAUGCAGGGGGGAAUGAGGGCUCAUGUCAAGGUAGAGACUGCUCUGUAUGUCAUUGUCUUCCUGCCAAAGGUGCACAGGGAGCUCCAGGCAAGCCAGGCCAGCAAGGUCCCCGGGGACCAAUGGGAACAUGGGGACGUGAAGGACCACCUGGAGAGAAAGGCAGGAGGGGAGCAGAAGGAUCACAUGGACCACAGGGGCCCAAAGGAAGCCGUGGCAAGAUUGGUGUUCCUGGUUUUCCUGGUAAUAAUGGGUCAUCAGGCCACCCUGGAGCAGGCGGCGAGCCUGGUUUGCCAGGAGUGGAUGGCUGUAAUGGGACAAGGGGUCGACCAGGGGUCUCUGGUAUUCCUGGUUUGGAUGGUUUCCAUGGGCUGCCGGGAUCACCUGGACCUAAAGGAAUGAAAGGAGAUCCUUCGUAUGGUGCUGACCUUCCAGGACUUCCUGGGGAGCAUGGUAGAGAUGGAGAACAUGGUCUACCCGGAAGACAAGGAGAAAUUGGGCCUAAAGGCUAUACUGGCCCUCCUGGCCCUCCUGGACUUAAGGGCUUGGAAGGACCUAAAGGUCUGAGAGGACUACCAGGUGACCCUGGAGGAUCACUGGCAGGCGAUAAAGGUGACGAUGGUGAACAAGGCCCACCUGGCCCACAAGGACCAGAGGAAGUCAUAGAAUUUCCUCCAGGCUUUCUUCCACCCAGAGGUUACAAGGGAGAUCAUGGUCUUCCUGGACCAUGUGGACCAAAGGGCAUAAGCGGUGGUAGAGGAGACUACUGCAAUCAACAAAUUAAAGGAGAGCAAGGUUUUCCUGGAGUCCGGGGUCUUCCAGGAUUUCCUGGUAGAGAUGGACUACCAGAACAUGAGGGUUUCCCUGGAGAGAAAGGACUUCCAGGUCUCAUUGGAAGAAUUGGACCUAAGGGUUACCCAGGAGAUCCAGGUCUCCCCGGUCCCCUGGGCCUUUAUAAUGGAAGUGAUGCCAGAGGUGCUAAAGGUGACGAUGGGUAUCCUGGAUUGCCUGGACUCCCAGGUGACUCUGGGUUCAUGGGUAUGCAUGGACCUCCUGGCCCACCAGGAUUAACAAUACCAGAGGAGCCAGGUCUGCCUGGUCUACAAGGGCCCCCCGGUCCCAAGGGUUACAAGGGAGAGCCAGGAAGGUAUAACGACUUUGAAAGCAAUCCGUUUCCAGGACCAAAGGGAACUAAAGGACCCCCCGGACCUAAAGGUGUCACAGGCCUCCCAGGUCCUCCAGGGUGUGGAGAUUACUACUGUGAGCCUGGUUACCCAGGGGACCCUGGUGAUCUAGGACCCAAAGGAUCUCCUGGAGACAAUGGGCCCAAAGGAAUUAAAGGUUGUCCAGGGGAAUGUACAUGUAGGUCUGGUGGGGGAAGCAUAGGGCCCCCUGGUCCACCUGGUUAUAUAGGACCUCCAGGAUUACCUGGAACUCAAGGACUUAAGGGAGACCUAGGACUGAAAGGAGAUGAGGGACCAAGAGGACCACAAGGAUUUCAAGGAAUUAUUGGUUUAAAAGGACAGAAGGGUCAAAAAGGUGACUCUUUUGCGACAGGUGUUAAAGGUGCCAAAGGUAACCAAGGAGACCCUGGACAUUCUGGUCCUCCUGGAGCAACAGGAAGGCCAGCACGUGAUGGCCCCCCUGGCCCUGCUGGAGACCCGGGACCACCGGGUGCUGGAUAUGCAGGAUUACAUGGUCCCAAAGGUGACCCUGGUGUUGCAGGACCCAAAGGGUUUCCAGGACUUGUAGGCCCCCCUGGUCCUGAUUUUCCAGGCCCUAAGGGACUACCCGGACCUAAAGGAGAUCAGGGACAUCCUGGCCCCCCAGGAAUUCCUGGACGACCAGGCCCUCCAGGUGAAAUUGAGCCAUGCUGUCAUGAAGACGAGAUUGGGUCACCUGGUCCUAAGGGUGAGCCAGGAUCACCUGGGAUUCCAGGUGAGCCAGGAAGAGAUGGUCUCCUGGGAGCUCCGGGAUACCCAGGCCCGAAAGGCAUGAAAGGAGAUGACGGUGAAACUGGAGGGAUUGGCCUGCCAGGACCUCUAGGUUUAAAGGGGGAUCCAGGUGACACUGGUCCCAGUGGAAUUAGCCUGGAUGGCCCUCUAGGCCCUCCUGGGUUACCAGGACCCCCAGGCAGGAAGGGUUCCCCAGGAGAUGUCUUUUCUGCCAGGCCAGGUGCUACUGGCCCACCUGGCCGUCCUGGGGCUGUGGGGACAAACGGACUCCGUGGCAUUCCUGGAAACCCAGGGUCUCCAGGCGUACAAGGCCAACCUGGACGACCAGGUUGUAAAGGAGAGCCAGGAGUCAAUGGCGACCCUGGAGCCACUGGUCCCCCAGGCCCACCCUGCACUGUGUGUGACCUGAAUGGACCUUCAGGCCCUCCAGGACUUCCAGGAAACCCUGGACUGAGGGGAGUGCCAGGGUACCUUGGUCAGAAGGGUUUUAAGGGAGAUAUAGGUCCACCUAGUCAUGGACAGAGGGGUCCACAAGGUUUCCCUGGCCCUCCCGGUGUGCCAGGCCCAGCUGGACCAAGAGGCACCACUGGCCCCUCAGGAGAUCCUGGGAUAGAUGGCCAGCCAGGACAGGAAGGUGAAAGGGGGUACCCUGGCAGAGCUGGUGCCAGAGGUUUACCAGGUCAUCCUGGACGUCCAGGACCCAGAGGUAAACAGGGAGAGAGAGGCUUUAAUGGUCGUCCAGGUGCCACAGGAGACCCAGGACUGCCUGGUAAUAAAGGUUUACGUGGUCCAUCAGGAUUACCAGGACCUUCAGGGAUCGUGAAUGUAACAAAAGGCCCAAAAGGACUUUCAGGAAGGAAGGGGCAACUAGGACAACAAGGACCUGCAGGCUCAAAGGGCCCAAGGGGAGUGCCGGGUGAUUCAGGGGCUGAAGGAUGGCCUGGUCCACCAGGGUUUAAAGGCAGCACUGGUGCUCCAGGCAGGGCAGGAAUACCAGGACCUCCUGGAUACCUUGGAAUCAAAGGCUUUCCUGGUCCAAGGGGAUAUCUUGGACAUGGUGGCGAUCCGGGAGAUCCAGGGCCCAGGGGACAUUCAGGUAUCCCAGGGUUACCGGGAUUUCCAGGGCCCAAGGGUGAGCCAGGACAGUCUUAUGGACAACCUGGUCCACCUGGACCCAAAGGAUUGCCAGGGGAGGAUGGACCUAGUGCACCCAGAGGGAGUCCAGGAGAUCCAGGUGACCCAGGACCCCAGGGAAGGUCAGGACAGCCUGGACAACCCGGCACUCUCGGGGAACCAGGAAGACAAGGAAGACCUGGCUUUCCUGGGCCUCAUGGCCCAUCAGGUCGUCCAGGUUUUCCAGGUCUUCCAGGUGAUCAUGGAGGUCUGGGACCACCAGGCCUACCUGGCCCAUAUGGGCCUCCAGGGCCCCCUGGGACACCAGGUCUGUGUGGACUGGAUGGGCUUAGAGGUCCAAAAGGGAUGAAAGGAGCAAGUGGCAUAGAUAUCCCAGGCCCUCCAGGGCCAGACGGUUUUCCAGGAGUCAAAGGUCUCAGGGGCCAACCAGGGCCAACAGCUGCCACUUUUCCUGGGCCUAAAGGCCAGAGGGGCCCACCUGGCGACACAGGUUUUCCAGGCUUACCAGGCAAACCUGGUUACCCUGGCAAAGAAUGCUCCAUGCCUUUGCCAGGACCCUACGGAGAUGUAGGAUUUGAAGGACGUGAAGGACCUCCAGGACCCCCAGGUCCUCUUGGGGAACCGGGCCCACCAGGCCACAGCAUUUUCAAAGGAGACCCAGGCCCAGUUGGCCUCCCUGGGUUACCAGGUCAUAAGGGAGGUAAGGGCCUCCCAGGACCUCCUGGAUCCCAGAACCACUCAGGCUUUACAGGACCAAAAGGUGAAAGAGGUCCCGCUGGUUCCGGGGGUCCUCUAGGACCCAAAGGUCAGAAAGGUGAACCUGGUCCUUGGGGCCGCAAGGGAGUAACUGGCUCAGCUGGAGACGCAGGUGCCAAAGGUGCUCCUGGUGAUUCCAUCAGUGGAUGCCCAGGGAUGGCUCCCGCUGGACUCCCAGGACCACGUGGUUACCCAGGAUCUAUUGGAUUCCCUGGUGAUGUGGGUCCUCCUGGGACUCCAGGGCGUAAAGGACAGAAGGGUCCUAAAGGGUCUGUGGGCCUUCCUGGCGUAACAGGUCCGCAUGGUCGUAAUGGUCCUGUUGGAGAUCCAGGAGAUGUGGGUCAGCAAGGAUUCCCUGGACCUCAAGGUAUCCCAGGUCCACCCGGUGAUCCAGGUGAGCUAGGCCACAGGGGAGCGUUGAGGUCAGGCUUCCUUUUGGUUAUCCACAGCCAGUCAGUUCAGGUGCCACGGUGCCCCGAAGGCAUCAGUCAACUUUGGGUGGGCUACAGUCUGGUCUACUUGGAGGGACAAGAGAAGGCUCACACUCAAGGUCUAGGCCAGGCUGGCUCCUGCCUCCCUGUUUUCUCCACCAUGCCUUUCUCCUACUGCAACAAAGCUGCUUGUCACUACUCUAGUCGCAACGACAAAUCCUAUUGGCUCUCCACCACCGCUCCCAUACCCAUGAUGCCACUCUUUGGCCAGGAGAUUAGCUCCCACAUCAGCCGCUGUGUGGUGUGUGAGACAGUUUCGCCUGCAGUGGCUUUUCACAGCCAGGAUCACACGGUCCCUGCAUGCCCACCUGGCUGGAGGAGUCUGUGGACGGGGUACUCUUUCCUCCUGCACACAGGGGCAGGUGAUGAGGGUGGUGGCCAGUCCCUGAGUUCUUCUGGUAGCUGCCUUAAGCAUUUCCGGACUCACCCUUUCAUAGAGUGCCAGGGUGCCCACGGUUCCUGUCACUACUUUGCCAAUCUCUACAGUUUUUGGCUGACUACUGUUAGUCAGACAGAGCAGUUUAUCACCCCGAGGCCUAGCACCAUCAAAGCAGCCAACCAACAGCGACGCAAGGCCAGUCAGUGCCAUGUCUGCCUCAGAGAACAGUGAAGGACCUCUUGUCACUUUUAGUUGUAACUUUAAUAAUUUUUUAACCUGUUUUUAAGCCAUUCUGUUUUCAAAAUCUAAUACUGAUUACCACUCAGGGUUAUAGAUGGGGACAAAAAGAUGUGGCAUUGCAGUGUAUACACUUUUACCUUUUUAUCUGAGCAACUUUUUUUAUAUGAUGUUGCAGUCACUGUAUCUUUUUUCUGUCAUUAUUUUCAAAGAGGUGUUAUUUCUAAUGAUGAAAAAGUUUAAUAAUUGAUCAUCUUGCUGCUGUACCUUAAGAUCUUGUAAUAAACCACCUUUUCAGACUAGUGUUGAAACUAAAUCAUCCUUUAGGAGAAAUACUCAGAAGACCUUUCCUUCUUCACCUAAGUUGUGCUCCUCAAUUAAAAUGCUUUAAAAAGUUUUAACACAACGAGUCAUUUAAUAGUUGACGAGUUCAGUACCUACGAUGGUUGGAAAAACAAGAACCUACAUGCAAAAAUCCCAAGAUAGGAGAAAAUUAAUAAUUUCAACAGGAUAGGAUCCAUAUCAGAUUUCAAGUUCAUAUUUAUUUAUUUCUCUCAACAGAACCCAAGUGACAAUCAGAAUACAGUACUUUUUUCCUCAAACAUAUUUUUUCCUUUUCUUUUUUAUUACGCAAAACAAGAGAACACUCAGUGCAAUAAGACAGAGGACUCUGACAGUGCGGUGCUCUCUCUACCUUUUCACAGUGCACGUUUAUACACACAAAAAGAUUGUACAUCAUCAUUAUUACAUUUCCAACCUCCACCCACCAUCAUGGAUAGGGCAAAGUGAAUAUCUUAAAACAAUCAUUUUUAAAGAUUCAACUUGCAUACAGUGUAGCUUGGCACACACACAAACACACAGCUCUCUCCCUCACACACACAUACAGGUACAACACAGAGGGACCUCUGUAGCAUUGAUUCUCACCAGAGAGAGGGUACUGCACUUGUACUCCAAUCUGAGGGCUAGUUCAAACCCAUACUAUUUUGGCAAUGUCAACAUUGCAUUUUAAUGUGCUAAAGAGAACCAACUUAGAUGAUGUAAGUAGGAGGUUGAGGUAGAGGGAGAGAACAGGGGGAGAGGGACAUGUAUGUAAUCAGCCUGAUUAAAUGUAAUGCGAUAUGAUGGGUAGUGCAGUUCUUUCUUUUUUACAAAGCUUCAAAGAUUUGUAGGCCCUUGUGCAACCCCUGUCUGCUUGACUGGGUAGAGCUGUUGCCAUGUUAUAGGUCCUUCAACUAUUUGAUCUCUAAAAACGUUGCCAGCCAAGUGAAUUGGGAAUAUUGGAUGACUGCAUGUCACACACACAGCAAGCCUGAGGCUUUACCCCCCCCCCCGGCUAAUAAAUUAAAACUUACAUGGCA